Messenger RNA from Psylliodes chrysocephalus, 3150 nucleotides. The record is from the annotation of a GenBank genome assembly. NCBI's taxonomy places the organism in Eukaryota, Metazoa, Arthropoda, Insecta, Coleoptera, Chrysomelidae.
GUGAUUCUCUCUUAAUAUUUUUUUUAAUUUCCUGAAUUUUAAUAAAUGUAAAUCUUUAAUAAAGUUAUAUUAUGUGAGUUUCAGUGAUUUUUGUUUGGCUUUGCUGGCCUUUGAAGAGCUUCCAAACCAAAAACCAAAAUCGAAUUUAAAUCAAUAUUAAUGUCAAUAUUGUCAAUGUCAUAUUGGACUGUUUUGUUGAUUUAAAUAAAAGUUAAAUUCCAUUCCAAGAAAAAAAUCUAUAUAACAACAUAACAUAAACAGAUUCUAGAUAAACUUAUGGUCAAGAUUUAAAUUAAAAAAUGUGGUCUCAAUAUGAUGAAAAUUUAUCAGCAAAUCCAUUUUUCAAAGAAAUCCACGAAAAUCACAGUGAUAUUAUUGAAGAAUCGUCAAUAAAAAGUUGGAUAAUCUGUGUGCCUAGAAAUGGAACACUAGAUGCUUCAGAAGUAACUGCAGACAUAAUAUUGGAUCAUAUUUUAGUUUUUUCAGAAGAAUGUAAUGAUAAUCAUUAUUUUACGUUAAGUAAGAAACAAAUCAAAGUUGAAGAUAAACAGCUAAUUACCGAUCUGAAUAAUAGCCAAACUAAUGUGGAUAUUUUGUUUGAAGAAACGUUUUAUGUAAAUGGAAGUACAAAGUUUAUAGCAUGGUGUAUAGACAGACCCUUAUUUUUAAAACGCAAAUUCUGUGAUUCUCAUUCUAGCAAAAAUUUGUCAAACUUGCACGAUUGUAUAGAUUUUAUGUGGUGUGAAAGCCUUAGUCAUAGUAUACUUGAUUCAAUUAAAAAUUUAGUUAACACUUUCAUGACAAAUUAUGAAUUAGAAAUAGAAAAUCUUCAAACUCAGAAGGAGGUCAUAGGUUGUUUGUUCUCACAAUGUUUGCAGAUUUGUUUUAAGAAUGACACUUUAAAAGAAAAAUGUACUCUCAACAGUCAAUUUUUAGAUAAUCUCAAAGUGGCUGUGGAAGCUUACAUGCAAUAUUGUUUAGGAAGAAAACUCAUGUUCAGCAUAAACACAGUAACUCAUCAAAAAGAUGGAUAUUUGAAUAAAAUCAUAAGAAAUUCAUCAGAUAUUCAGUACCAACAUUUAGGCAUUGAAAAUUACUUUUCAGAUGUCAUUUUAACAGCUAAAAGCAAACUAAAUCAGAUAAAUAGCUACUGGACUAUUUUAGAUAAAACUGAAUGUCUGAAGAAAACACUGAGCAUUAUUUUUGAAUCUGGCAAGAAUGUAAAAAGUUAUAUUACAUCUGAUAAUGUAUUACAAAUAUUAGUUUUUUUGAUACUGAAAUUAAAUGUUAAUAAUUGGUUUUCUAAUUUAACUUAUUUAAAAGAAUUUCAGUUCAGUAUAGAAAAUUCUGAUCAAACUGAAUUUUGCAUUUCAUCUUUUGAAGCCGCAUUAGAGUUUAUAAGAAGUAGUGAGUUUUGGGAUAUCAAAAAUAACCUCCAUGGUCAUUUAGAGUCUGGUGAAAUAGCUAUAAAUUUUUUAGAAAAACACAUAAAAUCAGGGGAUACAAAGACAUUGGCAAGUUUGCCAAUCAUGUCCAAAAAUGAAAUAGAUCAAGAUAUGUGCCAUCCUUUAUGUGCUUGUAUAAAUUGCCAAAACAUUAUCCAACAAAAAAGCGAUUCGUUUGACUCAUUUAUUCCUUUUGGUGAAAUCACUCAACAUUUUUUAAUUUUUGCUGCCUGUUUAGGAAAAUGUGAAGUCCUUGAAUUUCUACUUAACAGGGGUGUUGAUAUUAACUUUUCUGAUUGUUUCGGUAAAACGAGCCUUCACUAUGCAGCCAGUAGAGGCCUACAAAACGUUUUAUUGCUCUUAAUAAAUAGAAAAGCUAAUGUUAAUCUGACUGAUAAUGAAAAAAAUACUCCUUUGCAUUUAGCUAGCCUAAAUGGACAUGAAAAUUGUGCAAAAGCACUGCUUUACUCCUCACCAGACGUUGAGUUGAACAUUGGCAAUUCUUUUGGCGAUACACCCCUAAUUUUGGCUUCCAGAUGGGGUUAUUGUGAUAUAGUUAAAAUUUUAUUAGAAAACGGAGCUUCUGUUAUUGUAAAAAAUAAAAGAAACCAAACAGUUUUCGAAGUUGCUCCAAAUUUUUAUAUUGUGAGACUAUGUGAGAAAUACAGUGCACGACAAUAUAAAAAAACUGACAAAAUUAUCGAGUUUAGUAACAUAUCUUUAGUCACAAGUCAGCAAGAUAAUUGUAAAAGUCAUGGAAUUCGACCGAAAAGUACAGAUCAAUUCAAAAAAAUUGAAUUACUAUUAAAAUCUAUAGAAAAUAAUGAUUUCCCUUUGACUUGUUUCUACUUAGGUUACGGUAAUAAUAAUAUUCAAACUGUAGAUGGAAAUAAAUGCCAUCCCUUAUGUGUUUGUGAUAAAUGUAAAAAUGAACAAUUUGAUGAUUAUAAAGAUGACAACACUCAUGCUUCAAUUAAUGUAAAUAUGUGUGAUGCUAGUGGUUAUACGCCAUUACAUACUGCUGCAAAAUUUGGUAGAACUGAAAUUUUAAGAUUACUUUUAGAUAGCGGAGCCUUACCUAACGUAAAAACUUUUAAAACUUUAUAUACACCUUUACAUCUUGCUUGUAUCGAAGAAAGAAUUCAAAUAGUUCGAGAGUUGUUAAAAUGUGGGGAAUGUAGGGUUGACGAACAAGAUGCUAAGGGUAAUACACCCCUAUAUUACACCUGCGCUAAAGGUAACACUAAAAUUGCGGAAAUUUUGUUAUCAAACGGGGCUGAUUGUAACAAGAAAAAUUUUGCUGGUGAAAGUGCCUUAACACAUAGCGAAGAAAAUAUGCAAUUUGGUAUUUUUAGAUUGUUAAAAAAUAAUGCCCAGAGUUGGUUGCAAAAAGAUACAGAAGUAUCAUCAACAAAUAACUUAUUUUAAGUACUGUAUGUUUGCCUACCAUUGAAUUUGCUAGUCAUUUUUUAAGAUUUUUUAAAUAAUUAUACUUUACAAAUACAUUUUCAUGACAAAUAUUGUAAUAACCAAUUAAUUUAGAAGCUCCUGUAAUUAAUUUGUUUUUCUUUUAUUAUAUUUAUGUAUAUUUUUUGGAAAUUUUUAUUGUAUAAAUUAGGCAUAUUGCAGUUAUUUUUGUUAUAUCAUUUUAAUUUUCAUUAUCUAGUUUAAGCAAUUCUUUAAAACAUAAGCAGGUACUUACCAG